CGAGCCGCAUCUGCCAGAGCUUCUGGUCCUGCUCCGACUGCUCUCACCCAACAGAAAGAUGAAGGUCUCCGCAACCGUUCUUGCUCUUCUCCUCAUUGCAGCCUCUUGCUCCCAAACUUUCUCAGGCCCAGUUGGAUCCGACCUCCCAAUCUGCUGCUUCUCUUACACACAGCACAAGCUCCCGCAGAGGCGCAUCCUGCGGUAUUACAGCACCAGCACCAGCUGCACCCUGCCGGCCAUCGUGUUCAUCACCAAGAAAGGCCGCCAGGUCUGUGCCAAUCCCAGUGACACCUGGGUUCAAAGUUACCUGCAAAACUUGAAGCAGAACUGAGCAAACCAAGAUGGCAAGCGUAGCUGCUGUCAUGCAUGGGUUGUGUCAUCUUGAGCUCCUGUGAUGGAGCAGGACUCUGGGGCAACAGGAGCUGCACAAGCCCACGUCGUCUGCAGGCGGCUCCAGGGGACUGCUGAAAGGCCACCACGAGACUCCUUGUGUUGGGGUGCUGCUGCUUGCCCUCGGCUUGCACAGACCGGUCUGCAACCUCAUCCCUCUGCCCUGACACCUCCACCUGUGGCCUGGGAAGGCCCAUGGGACUGCACCCCUAUUAUUCUUAUAUUAUUUUAAAUUAUUUAAGAAAUUAUCGUAUGGGUUAGGCAGUACUUUAUUCUGUGGAUAAUAAUGGUAUUUAUGGGAGGGUGUUCCAGAGUCUCAGUGUUGGAUGAUGGGUGGC
Messenger RNA from Chroicocephalus ridibundus (black-headed gull), 728 nucleotides. Its product is annotated as C-C motif chemokine 4-like. Gene Ontology annotation, molecular function: chemokine activity. Gene Ontology annotation, cellular component: extracellular region. Bases 59 to 331 code for a protein of 90 amino acids. Gene Ontology annotation, biological process: immune response. The transcript is spliced from 3 exons. The record is from RefSeq and is a predicted model, not a curated record. NCBI's taxonomy places the organism in Eukaryota, Metazoa, Chordata, Aves, Charadriiformes, Laridae.